Phacochoerus africanus (Common warthog) is the source of this 765-nucleotide messenger RNA. Its product is annotated as teneurin-2-like. Gene Ontology annotation, biological process: signal transduction. The transcript is spliced from 3 exons. The record is from RefSeq and is a predicted model, not a curated record. Bases 182 to 700 code for a protein of 172 amino acids. NCBI's taxonomy places the organism in Eukaryota, Metazoa, Chordata, Mammalia, Artiodactyla, Suidae. Gene Ontology annotation, cellular component: membrane.
CAGCUCUUUAUUGCCUGAGCAGUCUGAGGCUUGCUUCGUCACUUGGCUUUGCUUCGGAGCACUCCUGUAGAGCUCUCUGAAUUGCACAGUGAAGAUCCACCCUUUUGGUGGCCAAGUGACAAGAACCCAAACUCAGACCUGACUUUUCUGAAAGCCUCGGCCUUCUGCCAGACCUGGGAUAAUGGACGUCAAAGACCGGCGACACCGCUCUCUGACCAGGGGGCGGUGUGGCAAAGAGUGCCGCUACACCAGCUCUUCCCUGGACAGUGAGGACUGCCGAGUGCCCACGCAGAAGUCCUACAGCUCCAGCGAGACUCUGAAGGCCUAUGACCACGACAGCAGGAUGCAUUAUGGAAACCGGGUCACGGACCUCGUGCACCGGGAGUCAGAUGAGUUUCCAAGACAAGGAACUAACUUCACCCUUGCGGAACUGGGAAUCUGUGAGCCCUCCCCGCACCGAAGUGGCUAUUGUUCCGACAUGGGGAUCCUUCACCAGGGCUAUUCGCUGAGCACAGGGUCUGACGCCGACUCCGAUACAGAGGGAGGGAUGUCUCCAGAACAUGCCAUCCGAUUAUGGGGGAGAGGGCUCAAAUCCAGGCGCAGUUCCGGCCUGUCCAGCCGUGAGAAUUCAGCCCUUACCUUGACUGAUUCUGACAACGAAAAUAAGUCAGAUGAUGAGAACGGUAGGACCGCUUCUUAAAUAUGUUUCAAUGUUCUGGGUACCGUGCAACGUGGGGGCUCGGGAUGUUUUUGUUUUUUAAUAAA